CUCUCCUCCCUCAUUUCACACCAAGAAUCAACGCCACCACCGCGCCGCCCUAGAACCGCCAAUUUCGCCGCCGAGCAGCUACGAAAAAAGAGAAAAAAAAACAAAGAUGAGGCCGUCCGCUUCUCACUACGCUGGAGGCGAAUACAACCAGCCCCAUUUUCUCGAUUCCUGCACUCUUUGCCAGAAGCAUCUCAGCCCAAACAGUGACAUCUACAUGUACAGAGGAAACGCACCAUUUUGUAGCCAGGAAUGCCGGCAAGAGCAGAUUGAGAUGGACGAGGCGAAGGAGAAGAGAUGGAAAAUCUCUUCUUCGAAGAGAUCUAGCAGUGUUAGGCAGAGCAAGGAUUCAACUACGGAGGAAUCUGAUACCAACAAAGCCGUUAGAACUGGAACCGUCGCUGUUGCCUAAUAAGCCCAAGAUUUAUAAAUACAUUCAAAUCUCCCAACGCAAAACGAGGAGUAUAAUAAAGGGGAAAUCGAAAAAAAGAAACGCAUUGAUAUUUCUCUCGAAAUUCCUGAUGAUGAGAGGUGUUUUGAGAAUUAAGAGAUGGAGUUUGAUCUGUAAAGGAAAAAAGGUGGGGCAGAGGAUGAAGAAGGAGAAGAUCCUGCUAUACAGUUUUGAUUUGAUUUUUUCUCCUUUUUUUUUCGUUUCUGUAACGUUUCUUGCUUUUUUUUUCUUGAAUCAAAUAGCAAUUUGAUGUCUAUAUGAUGAAGGUCCUUUCAUUGUGAUUCUAUGAAAUACUAUAAAUCCUCGUUAAUUCAACAA
Molecule: messenger RNA, 766 nt
Organism: Salvia splendens (bonfire salvia)
Lineage: Eukaryota; Viridiplantae; Streptophyta; Magnoliopsida; Lamiales; Lamiaceae
Product: FCS-Like Zinc finger 3
Exons: 2
Coding region: 107-409 (100 amino acids)
Source: RefSeq, a predicted model, not a curated record